AUGGACUUCCCUGGCUGUGCCUCAGUGAGGAGAGCGAAUAGAACUGCGAUCCGCCUCAGGGAAACAGAGUUCAACAGUUCCUCAAAUUUGGAUGACACAACUUUGCUGCUUUUGCUGGAGGAAUGGUCUCUCACCCCAUCAGGCACAAACACAAAGAUGUUCUUAAUCUCUCCAGUUGUCUGCCUCGUGGCAGGCGUCCUCAUCAUCCCAACCAUCUUAUUUGUGAUCUUCUCUCGGCUUAAAAUCCGCCAGGAAACGAGGUACAUGCUGCUGGGAAACACUCUGCUUUCUGAUCUGAUCUACCUGCUCUUCUACACCCUGCUAGCUGCUCUCAAUGCAGCACAUCUACACCUCCCAAAGGAAGCUUGUGUCCUCCUCCUAUUUUUGCUGGCAGUGGCUUACUGUGGAGGACUGUUCACAGCUGUUGCAAUAGUGUUGGACACGUACAUCGCUGUUUUGUUUCCUUUGCGCUACAUUGUUAUUUUGCCUCCUUCACGAACUAAAAAAGUCCUCGUAUUACUGUGGAUGUGUUCUGGAGCUUUCUCUGGGAUUUUCUUCCUGGUGCUAUGGACUACCCACAGCUUUGUGCCCUGUGUCCUGGAAAUGUGCUCAAUUCCAGUAAUACUAAUAUUAACUCUGAACAAGACUGAUGCUGUGAAACUCUGUUUCUGGCUUUCUACCACAGUUAUCAUUCUCUGCCUGUCUGUAAUAUUUUGUUGCUAUGCUAUUCUGUAUUUUAAAACCAAACACUCAGGUAUAUGGAAGAGCAUCUGCUCCAGAGCCAGUGUGACAUUUGUAAUGCACAACACUGUCUUAUUUUUUUACUUCUUUCCACUCUUGGCCCUUUUUGUAGAAUCAUUCUUGAGCGUUAAUGCUUUCAUCAGAGUGCAGACAGGAAUCUUGGUCUCCCUGACAGUCUGCAAUAUCCUCACGAUUCUUCCUAAAGUUCUGUUCCCUUUUCUCUAUGGGCUUCGCUACAGAGAGAUCUCAAAUCCAUUGUCAGCCUCUCUCAAAUCCAUUGUCAGGAGAAAGCAGCUUCGCCCUGUGCCACCUGUCCCACCACCAUCCUGA
Serinus canaria (Common canary) is the source of this 1071-nucleotide messenger RNA. RefSeq names its product G protein-coupled receptor 148 (gene GPR148). Gene Ontology annotation, cellular component: membrane. The transcript has a single exon. Gene Ontology annotation, biological process: G protein-coupled receptor signaling pathway. The record is from RefSeq and is a predicted model, not a curated record. Lineage: Eukaryota; Metazoa; Chordata; Aves; Passeriformes; Fringillidae. Bases 1 to 1071 code for a protein of 356 amino acids. Gene Ontology annotation, molecular function: G protein-coupled receptor activity.